Lathyrus sativus (Indian pea) is the source of this 492-nucleotide messenger RNA. NCBI's taxonomy places the organism in Eukaryota, Viridiplantae, Streptophyta, Magnoliopsida, Fabales, Fabaceae. The record is from the annotation of a GenBank genome assembly.
AUGGCAUUCUUCAACACCCUUCACUCUUUUCUCUUCCUCUCUCUCCUCCUUCUCCUCUCUCCCCAUCUUUCUCUCUCCUCCCCUUCCUCCAUUCAUGACCUUCUCCGCUCAAGAGGUUUACCGGCUGGUCUCUUACCAGAAGAAGUAAAAUCCUACACGUUCUCAGAAAACGGUCGCUUAGAAGUUUUCCUUGAAUCACCUUGUUUAACAAAGUACGAAAAUAGAGUCUACUUUGAACGAAUAAUCACUGCGAAUCUCACCUAUGGAAGCCUCAUUGGUGUUGAAGGUUUGCAACAAGAAGAGCUUUUUGUUUGGUUACCGGUUAAAGAUAUCAUUGUUGAUGAUCCUUCUUCUGGCUUGAUUCUCUUUGACAUUGGUCUUGCUUAUAAACAACUCUCUUUCUCUCUCUUUGAAGUUCCACCUCAUUGUAAACCUCAAGGUGUGUUGAAGAAUGGUGUGAGAAAGGAGAAAGGUUUUGAGGCAGUGAGGUAG